CGGAUUCAAAUCGGGAUCGUUGAGCGUGCGGUGGUCGUUAGGCUCAGUCGAGUCGUUGCUGUGGACGGACGCGGACGUGUGGCCUGCCUUGCCUGCUCUCUGACUCUGGUCGUUCCCGCCCCGCGGCGCGCCGGCAGGAUGGCUCACAAGCAGAUCUACUACUCGGACAAGUACUUCGACGAGCACUACGAGUACCGGCAUGUCAUGUUACCCAGAGAACUUUCCAAACAAGUGCCCAAAACCCAUCUGAUGUCCGAAGAGGAGUGGAGGAGACUUGGUGUCCAACAGAGCCUAGGCUGGGUUCACUACAUGAUUCACGAGCCAGAACCGCAUAUUCUUCUCUUUAGACGGCCUCUUCCAAAAGAUCAACAAAAAUGAAGUCUACC
Molecule: messenger RNA, 386 nt
Organism: Tupaia belangeri chinensis (Chinese tree shrew)
Lineage: Eukaryota; Metazoa; Chordata; Mammalia; Scandentia; Tupaiidae
Gene: CKS2
Product: CDC28 protein kinase regulatory subunit 2
Exons: 3
Coding region: 139-378 (79 amino acids)
Molecular function (GO): cyclin-dependent protein serine/threonine kinase regulator activity
Source: RefSeq, a predicted model, not a curated record